Molecule: messenger RNA, 1992 nt
Organism: Fopius arisanus
Lineage: Eukaryota; Metazoa; Arthropoda; Insecta; Hymenoptera; Braconidae
Gene: fidipidine
Product: coiled-coil domain-containing protein 93
Exons: 10
Coding region: 100-1842 (580 amino acids)
Biological process (GO): Golgi to plasma membrane transport
Source: RefSeq, a predicted model, not a curated record
UUGUCGACAAAUAUCGUGAUGAUUACGCUCCAGUGUACCACCCACAAAUUUAUUUUUUAUUAUUAAGAAAUUGAUUACAAACAUUUUCGAAGGAUCAGAAUGCUUAAUGAAAAGUCCAUGUGUUCAAUUCCACCUUCUGAUGUCGUGGAGGCGGAUGUUCGAGAAGAUGAAGAGCAGGCUGUUAAGUUCAAUGAGAUUGUGGAUCUUUUGGUGGCGGCUGGCUACUUCAGGGCGAGGAUUAAAGGAUUGUCCAAUUUCGACAAGGUAGUUGGCGGAAUGACGUGGUGUAUUGAAUCUUGUAAUUUCGAUGUGGAUGUCAAUCUUCUGUUCCACGAGAAUUUGACAAUUGGCCAGAAAAUAGCUUUGACUGAAAAAAUAGUUGCAAUGCUUCCAAUAAUGAAUUGCCCACAUUGCAUUGAACCUCACCAGAUACAGGGAUUAGACUGUAUUCAUAUAUUUCCAGUUAUACAGUGGCUUGUAAAGAGAUCAAUGGAAAUGAGAAAAGAAAUGGCAGGUUUCGUUCGAGAAUUUGCUAUAAACCAAUUCGGUAAACUGCAUUCAUCAGAUGGAAAAACAGAGAAAAACAGAGUCGUCAGUGAGGAUAUUGAAGCAAAUCUUAAAUUAGUGAAAAGAGCGUAUGAACCACGAAGAAGAUUUAAGAGAGCAACGGCUGAACCGAAAGACGAAAUAUCUAGGGUGAAAAGUACUUUACUGGAGUACGGAAAUCUGCCCGUAUCUACAACAAUUUCGGAGGAUUUUGAAAAAGAGCAAAAAAGUUCUGAAGUUGUUAGGGAGGUUGAUUCGGAGAAUUCUGGUGCUCGAUUGGUUACUUUAGAAGAGGAACGACUGAGUGCCAGUGCCGUGGGGAACAUUGUCGGACUACAGGCCCAAGAAAUAAUUGAAGUUUCAGAAAAAUAUGCAUCUUUAUCUACUGAAGCUGGGGAUAUAAGGAGUGGAUUAAGAUUGUUAAUUGCUCUUGAAAAACAACGAUUAAAUUUUCAAUAUCGAGUGAAAAAGUUGAAAAAAGAAAGAGAAAUGCAAAUUUCCGAAAUUUCCGAGGAAACUGAAAAAUUGGAACAGAUACAGGCGGAUAGACAAAAUGUGGAGGAUGCAUUUGUGAAAAUGAGCAAGAUGGAGACAGAAGAGAACAAAGGGAUUCUCUUAAAAUUAGAAGAAUUGUUAGCAGUUCAUGCGGGUCUCAAAGACCAGGAGCACAAGUUCAGAGAGCAAUGCAAAUCAGAUUUAAUGUACCUACAGAAACUAGUGAAGAAUUGUGGUGAGACUUGUGAACCACAAGAGGAGCAGAAUCGAGUGGUUGAAUACGAUGCCCUAAAGGAGUCAAUCAAUAAGACUAGAUUGCUACUAGCGAAGAAAAAUCGCGCGAUCGCCUUAUUAAUGAGGCAAUUAGAUGAUGUUCCUGGGCGGUCGGAAUUGACCCAGUAUCAGAGGCGAUUUAUGGAAUUAUAUAAUCAAGUUUCAACAAAGCACAAAGAAACGAAACAAUAUUACACCCUUUACAAUACAUUAGAUGAUACAAAACUUUAUCUCAGUAAAGAAUUAUCGCUUUUGAAUUCAAUUCAAGAGAACUACAAUGAAGCAAUGGCAUCCGUAAGUGGUAAAGAACAAUUCCUUAAACAAUUCGAGGCGAUAAUUUCUGGAGUUAAACGAAAUAGAGAAAAGGUCGAGAAAAAGUGUGCAGAGGAGAAGGAGAGGCGUUUUAAUCUCAAUAAGGACUUGGUAACACUUGUUGAGCAGCAAAGGAAAUAUGUCGCAGCAGUACGGCAACUUACAAUCGAAUGUCGAAAGAAUGAGGCCCUUCUGGGUCGACUCCGAGCCUCAUAAAUAUUAAAGAGUUUCGCAAAAUAUUCGAAUUUUUUGUUUUUAAAAAAAAGUUUUCGUUACUAUUCCUUAUAAAUUAUACAUCAUGAUAAUAUGGAAAGUGCUUUCAAAGAAAUAAUCAAUCAUGAGAAUUAAAGAAAGGUAGACAUUAAA